AUGAAGUUCUUCAUCGACGACUUACCGAUUAUCUUUCCUUAUGACCGCAUCUACCCAGAACAAUAUGCAUACAUGUGCGACCUUAAACGGACUCUGGACGCAACUGGUCACUGUGUGCUGGAGAUGCCUUCUGGUACGGGCAAGACCGUAUCCCUACUUUCCCUGAUCGUCUCAUACCAACAAUUCUUCCCGACGAAACGCAAGCUCAUCUACUGCUCGCGUACCGUCCCCGAGAUCGAAAAAGCCCUGGCUGAGCUGCGACGACUCAUGGAGUAUCGAAUAUCGCAAGCGGAGACGGAGGAGCAGAGAGUGAAGGAGCAGGGGUUUAUGGGGAUUGGGUUGACGAGUAGGAAGAAUCUGUGUAUACAUCCUGAGGUAUCGAAGGAGAAGAAGGGAAAGGUGGUCGAUGCGCGGUGUCGAGAUAUGACGAACUCUGCGGCUUGUCAGAAGGGGAGGGCGAACCCUGGUUCUGUGGAUCUAUGUGACUUUCAUGAAAAACUCGGCGAACGCGAACCAGGAAACCUCAUCCCACCAGGCAUAUGGACCCUCGCUGACGUGAUGGACUACGGUCGUCAACAGGGUACCUGUCCCUACUUCACCGUCCGUCGAAUGUUGCCUUUCGUCGAUAUCGUGAUUUAUUCGUUCCAUUAUCUCCUGGACCCAAAAGUCGCGGAACAAGUGUCGAAGGAGAUGUCGAAGGAUUCGAUAGUCGUGUUUGACGAGGCGCACAACAUCGAUAACGUUUGCAUUGAAUCAUUGAGUAUCGACCUUACACGACCAAUGCUCGAUUCGGCUGCCCGCAGUGUCAAUAAACUCGGCGAUAAAAUUGACGAGAUCAAAAAGACGGAUGCCUCGAAAUUGCAGGACGAGUACGCUAAGCUCGUUGAGGGUCUUCAAGAUGCUGCAUCAGAUGAAGACGCCUUUAUGAGUAAUCCAGUUCUGCCUGAAGACCUGCUUAACGAGGCAAUACCUGGUAAUAUCCGUAAAGCCGAACACUUCGUCGCAUUCUUGAAGCGUUUCGUAGAGUACCUCAAGACUCGAAUGAGAGUCUUACACGUCGUCGCCGAGACCCCGCUGUCCUUCUUACAACAUCUCAAAGACAUAACCUACAUCGAGCGACGACCGCUGCGCUUCUGUGCAGAGCGUCUUCAGUCGCUCGUCAAGACAUUGGAAAUUAACCGGCUGGAUGAGUUUUCUGCUCUACAGAAAGUGGCGAGCUUUGCUACAUUAGUAUCAACAUAUGAGAAAGGGUUCUUGCUCAUACUCGAGCCAUUCGAAACGGACAAUGCUACCGUACCAAAUCCUAUAUUCCACUUCACUUGUCUCGACCCGGCUAUUGCCAUCAAGCCUGUGUUUGAGAGAUUCAGUAGUGUGGUCAUCACAUCGGGAACGAUCUCACCACUGGACAUGUAUCCAAAGAUGUUGCAGUUCACACCAGUGGUGCAGGAGACAUACGCUAUGACGCUCACUCGUAACGCUUUCCUUCCACUAGUCAUCACCCGUGGCAGUGACCAAGUCGCUAUCAGCUCACGGUUCGAGGUUCGUAAUGACCCCGCGGUCGUGCGCAAUUUUGGGAGCAUAUUGGUAGAGUACAGCAAGAUCGUGCCGGACGGCAUCGUCGCUUUCUUUCCUAGUUAUCUGUAUAUGGAGUCUAUCGUGGCUGCAUGGAACGAUAUGGGCAUUUUGAACGAGGUCUGGAAGCACAAAUUGAUCUUCGUCGAGACACCGGACGCGAACGAGACCAGUAUAGCACUAGAAAACUAUCGACGAGCAUGCGACAACGGCCGUGGGGCCGUACUGCUUUCUGUCGCUCGUGGAAAGGUAUCGGAAGGGAUCGAUUUCGACCAUAAUUAUGGACGUGCUGUCAUCAUGUUUGGUGUUCCUUACCAGUACACCGAGAGUCGUAUUCUGAAAGCUCGUCUUGAAUAUCUUCGAGAUGCUUACCGGAUACGAGAGUCCGAGUUCCUUGGAUUCGAUGCUAUGCGGAACGCGGCACAGUGUGUUGGUCGUGUCCUGCGUGGAAAGACCGACUGGGGAUUGAUGGUCUUCGCGGACAAGCGUUUCGCACGAGCAGACAAACGAGCGAAGCUACCACGGUGGAUCAACCAGUACAUCACAGAAACCGCAGCGAACCUCUCCACCGACAUGGCCCUCACGCUUUCCAAGCUUUUCAUGCGCACGAUCUCACAGAGCGUGGGCGACAACCUGACUGGGGUGUCGCUCUGGACGAAAGAGGACGUCGAGAAAGCUCAGGCCGCUCAGCGAAUAGCCGAGGCUGAGGCGGUGGCGGAGGCUGAGCGGUUAAGGCUGGAAAGAGAGGCCGCAGGGGAUGGGGAUAUGGUGGACGAGGAGGAUGAGUAUGGAGAUGGAGGAUUUUCGGACAGGAUGCUCAUUGAGAUGGAUGUAUGA
Stereum hirsutum FP-91666 SS1 is the source of this 2409-nucleotide messenger RNA. Its product is annotated as DNA repair helicase. Gene Ontology annotation, molecular function: hydrolase activity, acting on acid anhydrides, in phosphorus-containing anhydrides; ATP binding; damaged DNA binding. Gene Ontology annotation, cellular component: nucleus. Bases 1 to 2409 code for a protein of 802 amino acids. Gene Ontology annotation, biological process: transcription by RNA polymerase II; nucleotide-excision repair; positive regulation of mitotic recombination. The record is from RefSeq and is a predicted model, not a curated record. Lineage: Eukaryota; Fungi; Basidiomycota; Agaricomycetes; Russulales; Stereaceae. The transcript has 18 exons.